Molecule: messenger RNA, 8026 nt
Organism: Centropristis striata (black sea bass)
Lineage: Eukaryota; Metazoa; Chordata; Actinopteri; Perciformes; Serranidae
Gene: scn1laa
Product: sodium channel, voltage-gated, type I-like, alpha
Exons: 27
Coding region: 203-6142 (1979 amino acids)
Biological process (GO): sodium ion transmembrane transport; neuronal action potential; membrane depolarization during action potential
Cellular component (GO): axon; plasma membrane; voltage-gated sodium channel complex
Molecular function (GO): voltage-gated sodium channel activity
Source: RefSeq, a predicted model, not a curated record
CGUGGAAAUUACCAGUUCAGCGUUGGGAGAAGCGUCAAAACACUUUAAACGGACGGACAGGUUUAUUCCAAACUACAUUUUAUACAAACUGAAGCUAUUUUACGCUAUUUUGUUUUUAUUUUUCACCUAUUGAGGAUGGAAAACUGAUGGCCUUUCUCAUGUUGGAGGCUAGCUGUUCACUCUGAAGGUGCAGGAUGAAAAGAUGGCACAGCUGCUUGUACCACCAGGUCCAGACAGCUUCCGCCCCUUUAGUCGCGAGUCUCUCAAAGCCAUCGAGAGCCGGAUCGCUGAGGAGAAAGCUAAGAAGCCCAAGAGAGAGAAGGGAGAGAAGAAAAAACGCAAUGAUGAGAAUGAGAUCAAGCCCCGCCGUGACCUGGAGGCGGGCAAACCCGUCCCUCCUUUGUAUGGGGACACACCUAAAGGCUUGGUGUCAACACCGCUGGAGGACCUGGAUCCCUGCUACUUCAAUCAGAAAACUUUCAUAGUAUUAAACAAAGGAAAUUACAUCUUCCGCUUCAACGCCGAUCCUGCCUUGUACCUCCUGAGCCCCUUCAACCUUAUUAGAAGAAUAUCAAUAAAGAUUUUGGUACACUCAUUGUUCAGUAUGGUGAUCAUGUGCACUAUCAUCGCCAACUGUGCAUUUAUGACCAUGAGUCCACCGCCUGACUGGGCAAAGAAUGUAGAGUACUCAUUUACUGCAAUCUAUACUCUGGAAUCCCUCAUCAAAAUUUUAGCUCGAGGGUUCUGCAUAGGGAAGUUCACGUUUCUAAGAGAUCCCUGGAACUGGCUGGACUUCAGCGUCAUUGUCAUGGCGUAUCUAACAGAGUUCUUGCCCCUUGGCAAUUUCACAGCUCUUCGCACAUUCAGAGUGCUGAGAGCCUUUAAAGCUAUUUCAGUUAUCCCAGGCCUGAAGACCAUCGUUGCUGCGCUGUUUCAGUCAGUGAAGAAGCUCGCUGAUGUCAUGAUCCUCACCGUGUUUUGCUUGAGCGUCUUUGCCCUCAUAGGGUUACAGCUGUUUAUGGGCCAUUUAAGGAACAAGUGUGUACUGAUAUAUUACGCAAAUAUCAGCACUGUCAACGAGACUGAGCAUAACCUCAACGAGAGUAAUUAUUAUAAACUUCCCGGCAGACGUGAUCCAUUGCUUUGUGGAGUCGGUCCUGGUACAUCAGGGGGGCUGUGUCCAGAGGGCUACGAGUGCAAAAAAGUGGGGAGGAACCCGGACUAUGGUUACACCAGUUUUGAUUCAUUUGGUUGGGCCUUCCUCUCUCUGUUUAGACUGAUGACACAGGAUUACUGGGAAAACCUUUACCAGCAGACGUUGCGGGCAGCGGGGAAGCCCUACAUGAUCUUCUUUGUGCUGGUGAUAUUCCUCGGUUCCUUCUACCUGAUCAACCUGAUCUUGGCUGUAGUGGCUAUGGCCUACGAGGAGCAGAGCCAGGCCACCAUGAAGGAGGAGAAGGAGAAGGAGGAAGAGUUUCAGGCCAUGCUUGAGCAGCUAAAACAGCAGCAAGAGGACGCUCAGGCAGCAGCAACUGCAGCUGCUGCAGAGAGCGGCGAGGCCACCGAUAAAGACGGUGUCCCAGAGAGCUCCUCUGAUGCCUCCAAGCUCAGCUCCAAAAGUGCCAAAGAGAGACGCAACAGGCGAAGAAAAAGGAAGGAAGAGGAAGGCAAGGGGGCCGAUGAGAAGGUUCCUAAAUCAGAGUCACAGGACAGUUUAAAGAAAGCUCGCUGCCGGUUCUCUGUCGAUGCAAACCAGCUCAACUAUGACAUGAAAUGCUCGUCCGUUCAUCAGUCCUUUCUGAGUUUUCGUGGACCCCUGUUCUCAUCCACACGGAACAGCAGGACCAGUCUUUUCAGUUUUGGAGGCCAUGCGCAGGAUGUCGGCUCAGAAAAUGAGUUUGCUGAUGAUGAAAACAGCAUUUUUGAGGAUAGUCUGAGUAGGAGGGGCUCUUUAUUUCUUCCCCGACGUUGUGACCGACGCAGCAGCAGUAUGAGCCAGUGCAGCUUCUUGCCCCAUCUCCUACUUCCAACCAAUGGGAUCAAGCACAGUUCUGUAGACUGCAAUGGGGUUGUGUCUCUGAUGGGUGGGAAUUCACUCCCAUCAUCACCUGUGGGUCUUCUUCUGCCUAAAGUGACAGUAGAUACGGCCUCCACUGGAGACAAUGCUGAUACUACUGACACAGAGUGCAGACAGGCUGGUGGAGGAACACACCCAGAGUUUAAGGACCUCCUUGAGGAACCAGGGGCCAGGCAGAGAGCUCAUAGUGUAGCUAGUGUCAUAACCAGCACAAUGGAGGAGCUCGAGGAAUCAAGGCAGAAGUGUCCUACAUGGUGGUACGACUUUGCGGAGACCGUCCUCAUCUGGGAAUGUUGUCCAGAGUGGCUGAAGUUCAAGAGGGUGGUUAAACUAGUCGUGAUGGAUCCAUUUGUGGACCUAGCCAUCACCAUCUGCAUCGUACUCAACACCUUGUUUAUGGCGAUGGAGCAUUAUCCAAUGAAUGAAGAUUUUAGCUGUAUGCUGUAUGUGGGAAAUGUGGUAUUCACUUGCAUCUUCACGGCUGAAAUGGUCUUCAAAGUCAUCGCCAUGGAUCCAUACCAUUACUUCCAGGAGAGAUGGAAUAUUUUUGAUGGAAUCAUUGUUACUUUAAGCUUGAUGGAGUUUGGUUUGGCAGGGAUGGGUGGAAUGUCUGUUCUGAGAUCAUUCAGAUUGCUGAGGGUAUUCAAGUUGGCCAAAUCGUGGCCCACUCUUAACACACUGAUCAAAAUAAUAGGUAAUUCAGUGGGUGCUUUGGGAAACCUGACGCUGGUGUUGGCCAUUAUCGUCUUCAUCUUUGCUGUGGUGGGCAUGCAGCUCUUUGGAAAAAACUACAAGGACUGUGUGUGUAAAAUAAAUCCUGAAUGCACUCUACCCCGUUGGCACAUGAAUGACUUCUUCCAUUCAUUCCUCAUUGUGUUCCGAGUGCUUUGUGGAGAGUGGAUAGAGACCAUGUGGGACUGUAUGGAGGUGUCUGGGACGGCCAUGUGCAUCAUUGUCUACAUGAUGGUCAUGGUUAUAGGAAACCUUGUGGUGCUGAACCUGUUCCUGGCCCUGCUGCUGAGUUCAUUCAGUGCUGACAACCUGGCAGCCAAUGAAGACGACGUCGAAAUGAACAAUUUGCAAGUUGCCAUUGGACGGAUUCACAAAGGCUUUGCCUCUGUAAAGUCCAUGCUUCGGAGAAGCUGCAGCAGUGGCUGUUUCAGGAGGAAGUCGAAAGGAAAGGGCGAGGACAAAUCCCCAGAUGAGCACAAACCUUUAGGGCCGAAUGGUGUCCCCAACCACACCAUCAAAGACUUUGCUAAGAAUGGAAAUGGGGAUGUGACAGGAGUGGAUAAAAAUGGAGAUAGAUACAUAGUCAGCAGCCAAAGCGGUGAUUCCAUUAUGUCUUUCAUCAACAAUCCUAGUCUGACUGUCACUGUUCCCAUUGCUGUGGGAGAGUCUGACUUUGAAAACCUCAACACGGAGGACUUCAGCAGUGCCUCAUCUGAACUAGGAGCAUGCCCAGUGAUUGUAGAUGACGAUUGCCAGUCCAGCUCUUCUGAGGGCAGCACAAUAGAUGGUCAAGAAGGGGAAGAGUCUCUCGUCUUAGAAGUGGAAGAAUUUAUGGAACCUGACGCCUGCUUUCCUCCUGGCUGUGUGCAAAAGUUCAAGUGUUGUCAGGUAAAUGUGGAAGUGGGCUGGUGGAAGGUUUGGUGGACUCUUAGAAAGACCUGUUACCGGAUUGUGGAGCACAACUGGUUUGAGACCUUCAUUGUCUUCAUGAUCCUGCUCAGCAGUGGAGCACUGGCAUUUGAAGACGUGUAUAUUGAGAAGAGGAAGACCAUUAAAACCAUUUUGGAGUUUGCAGACAAAAUCUUCACCUACAUCUUCAUUUUGGAGAUGGUACUGAAGUGGGUGGCAUAUGGAUAUGCCAAGUAUUUUACAAAUGCCUGGUGCUGGCUGGAUUUCCUUAUUGUUGAUGUCUCACUGGUCAGUAUGGUUGCCAAUGCAAUAGGAUAUUCUGAACUCGGUGCCAUCAAAUCUCUGAGGACCCUUCGAGCUCUGAGGCCAUUGAGAGCCCUGUCUCGGUUCGAAGGCAUGAGGGUGGUUGUCAAUGCCCUGCUUGGAGCAAUUCCUUCCAUCUUCAAUGUGCUGCUGGUAUGUCUCAUCUUCUGGCUCAUCUUCAGCAUCAUGGGAGUCAACUUAUUUGCGGGGAAGUACGGCCGUUGUGUAGACAAUUUGACAGAUCGGCAGUUCCUUCCAUCAGAGGUGCAAAAUAAAUCAGACUGUGAGAAAAUGGUAGGGGCUCGCUGGAAGUACUACAAAAUCAGCUUCGACAAUGUUGGCUUGGGUUAUCUUGCACUGCUGCAAGUGGCCACAUUCAAGGGCUGGAUGGACAUCAUGUAUGCUGCUGUGGACUCUCAGAAAAAGGAAGACCAACAACCAGAAUAUGAGAUCAACCUCAUUAUGUACAUGUAUUUUGUUGUUUUCAUCAUAUUUGGAGCCUUCUUCACACUUAAUCUCUUUAUUGGUGUCAUCAUAGACAAUUUCAAUCAGCAAAAGAAAAAGUUUGGAGGUCAAGACAUCUUCAUGACCGAAGAACAGAAGAAAUACUACAAUGCUAUGAAAAAGCUGGGGUCAAAGAAACCACAAAAACCUAUUCCUAGACCAUCAAACAGAUUUCAAGGAUUCGUCUUUGACCUCAUCACAAAACAAGCAUUCGAUAUUCUAAUAAUGGUUCUAAUUGUGCUUAAUAUGGUAACCAUGAUGGUGGAAACUGAAGAACAGUCGCAACAAAAGCAAGAUGUUCUUUUCUGGAUAAAUAUAGUAUUUAUUAUCGUCUUCUCGGCAGAGUGUUUGUUGAAGAUGAUCGCACUUCGCCAAUACUUUUUCACAAAUGGUUGGAAUGUGUUUGAUUUUAUCGUCGUCAUCCUGUCAAUCAUUGGUGUGUUUCUUUCAGAGUUGAUCGAAAAGUAUUUUGUUUCCCCUACGUUGUUCAGAGUCAUCAGAUUGGCUCGGAUUGGCCGCGUCCUCCGCCUUAUUAAAAGUGCCAAAGGAAUCCGCACACUCCUGUUUGCCUUGAUGAUGUCACUUCCUGCCUUGUUCAACAUUGGUCUCUUGCUCUUUUUGGUGAUGUUUAUCUAUGCCAUUUUUGGUAUGUCAAACUUUGCUUAUGUCAAGAGGGAAAAAGGCAUCGACGACCUUUUCAAUUUCGAGACAUUUGCCAACAGCAUGAUCUGUUUGUUCCAGAUCACCACCUCAGCAGGGUGGGAUGGCCUUCUUGCUCCCAUUCUCAACAAAGGUUCAGACGAUUGUGACAGUAGCAAAGAGCAUCCUGGCACUGCUGUUAAGGGAGAUUGUGGAAAUCCUCCUGUGGGGAUUGCCUUCUUUGUGAGCUACAUCAUCAUCUGUUUCCUGGUUGUGGUGAAUAUGUACAUUGCAGUUAUCCUGGAAAACUUUGGCGUCGCCACAGAGGAGAGCGCAGACCCACUAAGUGAGGAUGAUUUUGAAAUGUUUUAUGAGGUCUGGGAAAAGUUUGAUCCACAUGCAACACAGUUCAUGGAGUACAAUAAACUGGCAGAGUUUGCAGAUAGUCUGGACCCACCCUUACGCAUAGCCAAGCCUAACAAAAUGGAACUGAUCUCAAUGGAUCUACCCAUGGUGAGUGGGGAACGCAUUCACUGCCUGGACAUCCUGUUUGCAUUCACAAAACGUGUUCUGGGUGAGGGUGGGGAGAUGGACGUCCUAAGAGCGCAGAUGGAGGAACGCUUCAUGGCUUCCAAUCCUUCCAAAGUGUCCUACGAACCCAUCACGUCCACUCUGCGCCGCAAACAGGAAGACACAUCAGCUGUUGUCAUCCAGAGAGCAUUCAGAGAGUAUGCUAAGCAACAUGCUAGCAUGAAACGCUCCGACAUGUUGAGUAAGAACAUUCAGAAGGAUGAAACACACAUUGACAAAGACAAACUCCGAAACUGCGAAGACAUUUCUGAAGCCGAUAAUAGUGAACUGACGCCUUCAGCAGCUCCUCAACCUUCAUGUAACAGCGUAACAGCAAAUGGAAGAAACAAAUAUGAAAAAGACAAAAGUGAAAAGGAGGUUGAGGGCAAAGAUGUCAGAGAGCAAUAGUAGCAAAAGAAAUGCUGGACAUGCAACAAAGACAUUGAAUUAAUGUUUACAACCUUUGAAAGUGACUAAGACAUCCAUUGGACUCCCUUCCCUAGAAUGGAUAUCUAUGCCAAACUGACCAUGCUUACUUGAGUCUAUAGUUAGUGUAAUGUGGCUCUGUAAUGGGACAAUUUUGGCUGUGUUCAGGAGCAAGGAUGCCUUUUGACUGUUUGCGGGGAUGGCUAAGUGUUCUGAAAGACACAUUAGUUAAUGCAUUAACUUCUACUGCGGCUAGUUCUGCUAUCCAGUGUCUUGAAUUAUUGUUAUAUCACUGAAUGUUGUAUUACUUUACUAACUUUUUUUUUUUUUUAGCAGAAAAUGGGUUUUUAUGUUAUUGCUUAAAGAAUUCAUAGUUUUGUUAACUGACUUUUUAUACACUUUUUUUUACUCUUCAAAAGGCUUGUUCCUUCAGGGGUAGUCUUUACAACGAGCAGCAUUGCUUUGAGGUUAGUCUUGCUUGCUGAUAUUGCUACAAAUCCAAGAGAGUUGCUGAAGUUAACUAGAAAUGUAGACAUGCAUGAAUGUUUCUCCAUGAUUAGGCAUGCUAGAGUGUACUAUUCUCAUCAUGCUCUCUCCUUGUCCUUCAUGCUUCAAGUAAAGUCAUGAAAUGGCUGGGUUUUUUUAUGCAUUAUGGAACUAUAGUCUACAGUCCAAACGAAUCAGCCGAGGGUGUUGAUUAUGUUUGCUUAUCAGUGUCAGAGCAGUAACACUUGGCAGAAAUACUUUGCACAUUCAGUUUUAUUGAAUCAAAGAAAAUUCAGACUUCAUCUCAGCCUGCUUGGUGCUACAUAUGUACCGUUUAUAACAUUGGCAGUUAUGUACAGAUUUUUAUCACAAAACUGUGCAAAAGAAAGCUUUUCAAAGCUGAAAAUUUGAGAAAAAGAAAAUCUUACUCGCCCUGUUUUAAAUUACCUCGUUUGACCACAAAUCUGACAGUUGGCUCCAGGAGGAGAUUAGCUGUGAUAUUAUCUAUUUGUAGGACAGCUGUAUUACAUCACAUUUUCGACAUCUCCAAAAUGCAGGUCCCCCUUUGUGUGUCUACCUUUGGCUCAUUGUGAUUGCUUUCUUUCCUGUUUGUUUUUGACGAUGGACCUCAGUAUAAUGGUUUUGAAAUGAUGGAAUUUAUGGAACCACUACUAUUUAUCACGUGUGAUAUGAAACCAAAUGUAUUCUCCAUGAUAUGCUGCAUUCAGGUGGACAAGGAUUCGAUAAAAAAAAUGAAAAUGUCUAUGAAAACGGUUACAUGGACUGUAACUUUUUCUUCAGAAGACAAAGCCCUGUGUUUGAUGACUGGUGAUGUUAUAUGACUGUCAUAUUAGCUUUACUUUUCAACCUUUGACUGCAUAUUUUACGUUGAAAUGGGGACUGAGGGAAAAUGGUUCUUUUAGGUUUUUGUGUGCUUUGAAAACUGUUUUUUUCACAGUUUACCUCUCAAUCUUUAUCAUGAUUAAUAUCUAAGUUGGAUGAAAGACUGCUCAGAAUAUUCAGAAUGAUUGUCUCAAGGACAUGGCAUCACACAUCUCAAGUUUCCUACUUCUGUUUACAUUUUAUAGUGGCAAUUGUGUUACUUUUGUCGGUUCUUCCCAUAGCUACGGCAGCCACCCUAAACUGUGUCACAACUACAUCUGUUGUUCCAUGUUAUAAAAGUAUAAUUCCAUUCUUGUAUAUUAAGUAUAUUUUGCAUGUAAUUAAAACGUUCAAUACUUACACUAUACUUUAUGCACAAUGAAAGAAUGUUUUGAUUACACAGAAUUCUCCCAUCAUUCAUAUGCAUAAUGCUUGUAGUGGAUAAAUAAACUGCAUGCAAGACAUCGCUAUAACCCAUUUCACUGAAACGCCAAAAGA